Arachis duranensis is the source of this 1070-nucleotide messenger RNA. RefSeq names its product transcription factor MYB46. The annotation marks the transcript as partial. NCBI's taxonomy places the organism in Eukaryota, Viridiplantae, Streptophyta, Magnoliopsida, Fabales, Fabaceae. The record is from RefSeq and is a predicted model, not a curated record. The transcript is spliced from 2 exons.
UUCUAUAUAUCACAAACACAGUGCUCAAAAAUAGCAAAAACCCUUAAAAGCUUCUUCAUUCCUUGUCUCUUAAUUGACAAAAAAUGAGGAAACCGGAUAAUAAUAUGGGGAAGGACAAAAUGGGAAAUAGCAACACUAUUAUUAAGAGCAAGCUUAGAAAGGGUUUGUGGUCACCUGAGGAAGAUGAGAAGCUAUUAAGGUACAUGCUCACCAGUGGACAAGGUUGUUGGACCGACAUUGCGCAACGGUGCGGCAAGAGUUGCCGCCUCCGUUGGAUUAACUACCUAAGGCCGGACCUUAAGCGCGGCGCUUUUUCGCCGCAAGAAGAAGAUCUCAUUGUUCAUUUACAUUCCAUUCUUGGCAACAGGUGGUCUCAGAUAGCAGCACGUUUACCUGGGCGUACAGACAAUGAGAUAAAGAAUUUCUGGAACUCCACACUCAAGAAAAGAUUCAAACUCAGCACCAAUAACACCCCUUCACCAAACAACAACAAUAGUAGCAGUGAUGACUCUUCAUCAGAUCCUAAUAAUGCUAAUGGAAUCAUGAUGGUGCACCUCAAUGAACAACAUCAUGAUCUCAUGCCCAUGUCAAUGUGCAUGGACUCAUCAUAUUCUUCAUCUUCAACUUCUUCAUCAAUCUCAUCCAUGCAUCAACAACAAGCAGCACCAAUGGUUUUUUCUGACCCAUUUUCUAUCUUGAUAAAUAAUAAUAAUAAUGAUGUGCCUCAAUGCUUGAUGACCCAAUUUGGUGGCAUGGUAGAGGAGGGGCAUAAUGGGAAUUAUGGAAUUAUCGGGUCUAACAAUAAAAUAGGGCUAGAAAGAGAGUUGUCCCUUCCUCCACUAGAAAGUGACAAUAAUGCCCCUAUUAUUGAUGUGAAAAACCAUAACAACCAUUUCAAUCAUCAUCAUCAUAGUAGUUGCUUCAAUAAUGCUAAUCAUCAAAUUCAUCAGAAGGUUUCCAAGGUGGAGGAAUUGUUCGGGUUUGGAAAUAAUAACAAUAGUGAUCAUCAUGGGCAUCAGCAAUUGCAUCAAGGGGAAAACUUGAAAAUUGGAGAAUGGGAUUUGGAGGAU